GCAGGCAAAAUAAAAAUUGAGCGCCGAAGUGUUGCACGCACGAUGCGUUUUCUAUAAAAUUUUCCUCAAACCUAUCAAAAUUGACGGCGGCCGUGAGAGAUUACAUUCGAAUAGUGUCAAAGGUAAUUAUCGCAGAAGAUAGAAUUACGUAGAAAAGAAUUAUAGCUGAAGUGAUAAAAUAAAGUAGUUUAGUGUUUGCAAGUGCUGGCAUUUGUUUCGUAUUGAGAAGAGCGAGUUACAUAACCUUGAAUCACGGGACUCCAGUAUUGAUCAUAUAAAUUGUUUAAAAUUUACUUGGAUUAUUUACAAUCAGAUCAGAAACACUAAUACUUGUGGCUUACAUAUCCAACAAUAAUGCAUCGCGCACGGGCAGUAUUUCAAGUAUCAAACAAAGUUGGCAACACUGAAAGGUUUGCAUCAUGGCUGCUCAACCAACCACAGAAAGCCGUCGUGGCAGUAAACGCCAGUAGGUGGAAGAGUUCUACGGCGGCAGAGCCUUUCCUCAAUGGCUCCAGCUCGGCGUAUGUCGAGACCAUGUACAACUCAUGGCUCUCGGACCCUAACUCCGUGCAUGCGUCUUGGGAUGCGUUUUUCCGAAACGCCACAGCUGGGGCGCAGCCUGGAGCUGCUUACACGUCUCCCCCAAACCUCGCACCCUACAACAAAAAUGAGGUGCCACUCACAGCUCUUGUUCCAGCGUCGGCCGGUAUGCCCUCGAUUUCUGCAGGAUCCCCAAUCAACGAGAAAAUAAUCGACGACCAUCUCGCCGUCCAAGCCAUCAUCAGGAGUUAUCAGUCCCGGGGUCACCUCGUAGCGCAACUCGAUCCCCUCGGCAUCUCUACGGGGGAUCCUGUGUCGAGCGGCGAAUGGCACGGUGGCCUGAGAGCCUUCGCCAAUGAGGCUGUUAUUAGACAACACGUUCGGUUUGAUGAAGCCGAUAUGGACAGGGUAUUCAAAUUACCAUCUACAACGUUCAUUGGCGAAAAGGAGAAAGCACUUCCUCUAAGGGAGAUCCUCAGUCGCCUGGAGGCAGCAUACUGCAACAACAUCGGUAUCGAGUUCAUGUUCAUCAACUCUUUGGAGCAAUGCAACUGGAUCAGGCAAAGGAUGGAACCUCCUAAUGUAACGAAGAUGAGUCCCGACCAGAAACGACUGAUUUUGGCGCGGCUUACAAGAUCUGCUGGAUUCGAAAACUUCCUGGCUAAGAAAUGGUCGUCAGAGAAGCGUUUCGGUCUGGAGGGCUGCGAGAUCUUGAUCCCCGCCAUGAAACAAGUCAUUGACGUUUCUACACGCCUUGGAGUCGAAUCCAUCAUCAUGGGAAUGCCACAUAGAGGUCGUCUGAAUGUAUUGGCCAAUGUGUGCCGUAAGCCGCUGCAUCAAUUGUUCACCCAGUUCGCUGGGCUCGAAGCCGAGGACGACGGCUCUGGUGACGUCAAAUACCAUUUGGGUACAUACAUCGAGCGUCUGAACCGUGUGACGAACAAGAACAUAAGGCUGGCGGUGUGCGCCAACCCAUCUCACUUGGAAGCCGUCGAUCCCGUUGUCCAGGGCAAGACCAGGGCCGAACAGUUCUACAGGGGCGACAAUGAGGGCAAGAAGGUAAUGUCAAUCCUCCUUCACGGUGACGCCGCUUUCGCCGGCCAAGGCGUGGUGUUCGAGACGAUGCACUUGUCGGACCUCCCCGCCUAUACCACACACGGAACCAUUCAUAUCGUGGCCAACAAUCAGAUCGGAUUCACCACCGAUCCUAGGCAUUCCCGUUCUUCUGCUUACUGCACAGAUGUGGCCCGCGUAGUAAACGCUCCAAUCUUCCACGUUAACGGCGACAACCCUGAGGCAGUGAUGCACGUUUGCAACGUGGCGGCGGAAUGGCGCGCCACCUUCCACAAGGACGUGGUCAUUGAUAUUGUGAGCUACCGCAGAAACGGACACAACGAGGUUGAUGAGCCUAUGUUCACCCAGCCACUUAUGUACCAGAAGAUCCGCAAGACCAAACCUGUGUUGGAGAAAUACGCUGACCAACUGAUUGCUGAAGGUGUUGUGACCGCGGAAGAAGUGAAAGAUGUGAAAGAUAAAUAUGAGAAGAUCUGCGAAGACGCGUACAAUCAGGCCAAGCAGGAAACUCACAUCAAGUACAAGGACUGGCUGGACUCGCCCUGGUCUGGAUUCUUCGAGGGCAAGGACCCGCUCAAGAUGAGCCCCAGUGGCGUCCACGAAGAGACGUUAGUCCACAUCGGCAAACGAUUCUCAUCGCCGCCGCCCAACGCCGCCGAGUUCGAGAUCCACAAAGGGUUGCUCCGUAUCCUGAAAGCUCGUAUGGAGAUGGUGGACAACCGCACUGUGGACUGGGCUUUAGCUGAGGCCAUGGCGUUUGGAUCGCUGCUGAAGGAAGGCAUCCAUGUCAGACUGUCUGGCGAGGACGUCGAGAGAGGAACUUUCUCCCACAGGCAUCACGUGCUUCACCACCAGAAAGUGGACAAGGCGACGUACUGUGCGCUCGCGCAUCUCUACCCCGACCAGGCGCCUUACACCGUUUGCAACAGCUCUUUGUCUGAAUAUGGUGUGCUCGGCUUCGAAGUGGGCUACUCCGUGACGAACCCCAACGCGCUAGUCCUAUGGGAGGCCCAGUUCGGUGACUUCAACAACGUGGCGCAGUGUAUCAUCGACCAGUUCAUAUCCAGCGGACAGGCCAAGUGGGUGCGGCAGUCCGGAAUCGUGCUAUUGCAGCCUCACGGAAUGGAGGGCAUGGGCCCUGAGCACUCGUCGGCUCGCCUCGAGAGAUUCCUUCAGAUGAGCUCCGACGACCCCGACUACAUGCCACCGGAAAGCCCCGACUACGAAGUUCGCCAACUGCACGACUGCAACUGGAUCGUGGCAAACUGUUCCACCCCCGCGUCGUACUUCCACAUCCUGAGGAGGCAGAUCAUGCUGCCGUUCCGCAAGCCUCUCAUCUUGAUGACGCCCAAAUCUCUGCUGAGACACCCCGAGGCCAAGUCCUCCUUCGACGACAUGAACGAGGGCACUUCCUUCAGAAGAUUGAUCCCGGAAGAAGGAGCAGCGUCGAAGAACCCGAGCGGCGUCCGCAAGCUGGUGUUCUGCUCGGGCCGCGUGUACUACGACCUGCUGAAGCAGCGCCGCGACCGCGGGCUCGAGGCCGACAUCGCCAUCGCCAGGGUGGAACAAAUCUCGCCGUUCCCGUACGAUCUGAUCAAGGCGGAGGUCGCCAAGUACCCGAACGCCCAACUGGUUUGGAGCCAGGAGGAACACAAGAACAUGGGCUCCUGGAGCUACAUCGAGCCUCGUUUCCGCACUCUAUUGCAGAACCAGAAGCAGAUCUGGGCAAAGUCCCAAUCUCAGGGGGGUAGUUGGUUGAGCCAGCUUUUCGGCAGCUCUCAGCCGCCCGCCCAACAGGGCGAUUCCGAGGCCAAAACUGUGCCGCGAACUAUUAGCUACAACGGCAGGGCCACCGCCGCCUCUCCCGCCACCGGCUCCAAGGCGGCCCACAACAAGGAACUGAAGAACCUUCUCGAUGAGUUCUGUGUAUUAUAAAUUUCCCAAUUUUAUCACCCAUUGCUAUCCCAGCCAAUAUAAUACACAAAACAUAGAUCAAAACUAUGUUCAUUUCGAAACGACAUUUAUCUUUGACAUUUUUCGACGAAACAUUUUUUUUUGUUUAAAUUUUUUAUCUGUCAUACCGUCAGUAUUUUGUUGUAAUUCUCUUCACGAUUAGGUAGGAUAGUUAGAUAAAUUCUUAUUUAUUUAUUUAAUGUAGCAUAGCAUAAUAGCGUGCCGUAGUAUUGUUAUUUAUUUUCUUAGGUAAAGCAAUAUAGCUUAGUCUCCACUGUUAGGCGUUUCACGAUUAUAUUGCUUUGUAACUAAAUGGUAACAAGGUUAAUGAUUAAAUUUAUCGCUAUUUACUGUAGUGUAGUUUUGUACAGAAAUUUGUGAACAUUUUAUUUUUUUAUUUCAAUGUGACAUAUAUUUUUUUUUUGCUGGCGGGUUUAUACGUUCCUUUUGCUAGUCCGAAUUCUCGUUAUUGUAGCGAUUAGGUUGCAACUGUACUAGUGAGUAGCGCUUUGUAGAAAUAAUAUUAAUAUAUUAUAUCUACGUUCGUGAAUUUACACCUAACUUGUAGGUGAUAAAUUUCCAACUUUUCUGCGCUACUCGCCACUGUGGUUCAUGCCUUAUUAAAGUUAACACUCGUGUAACGAUAUUAAUCGAUAUUACUAUAUGGUAUUAAAUACAUAGUCGAAUCAAAUUUCACUGUUGUACGUACUACUACUGUAAUAAUUCGUUAGAGUCUUUAAGGUCGUUAUGUUUUGCAUCCGGCCUCACCCUAGAUUUAGUUCACAUAGUUACCGCCGUUCUAAACGGCAAAUGUAAGGAGUAACACCAACGCCCGCGCUCUGUAUAAACCAACGCGUAUUAUUGUCUUAAUUCACUGGCAAAUAAGGUGUUACAGAGACCACCUUUUUAAUAUUUACCUGUCACUUUUGGUAGUACCGGCUAUGGAUGUAUAGUUAAACUGUACGAAACUACUCGGUACUUUAAAGUGAUGCGACACAAAAGAGGUACAACGUUGCUGGUCUUACAAACUACUUAUUUGUCAGUUCUUUAUCUGUAGUCCUAAAUUUACGAGGUUUUGUCGUUACCUAAUCUGUACGUAGAAUUAUAUCUUCUCUUAAAUCGGCUGUUAAUAUUGUAACUAUACAUUUAUUUGUUAAUUUGUCGGCGAAACGUAACAUUUGUGUAAAAUUUAUUUAUCUUUGGAACACUAUUCGCAUGUAUUAAAUGCACUAUUGUCGAAAUAAUUUAGAUGUUUACAUAUUUUAGAUUUGAGCUCAGGCCGCAAGAAUUUGUAUGACAAUGUGAUUUGAAUGUAAGAAGGUCUGGUAGGUAAACCUGAGCUUAUUUAACGCUAUGUUAGUAACAACAAGUUAUUUUACAACAAAUAUAAUUAUACAGUGAA
This is a messenger RNA of Amyelois transitella, 4969 nucleotides long. RefSeq names its product 2-oxoglutarate dehydrogenase complex component E1 (gene Nc73EF). Lineage: Eukaryota; Metazoa; Arthropoda; Insecta; Lepidoptera; Pyralidae. The record is from RefSeq and is a predicted model, not a curated record. Gene Ontology annotation, biological process: tricarboxylic acid cycle. The coding region runs from base 355 to 3549 and encodes 1064 amino acids. The transcript has 23 exons. Gene Ontology annotation, cellular component: mitochondrion; oxoglutarate dehydrogenase complex. Gene Ontology annotation, molecular function: oxoglutarate dehydrogenase (succinyl-transferring) activity; thiamine pyrophosphate binding.